Messenger RNA from Leptonychotes weddellii (Weddell seal), 1493 nucleotides. RefSeq names its product G protein-coupled receptor 84 (gene GPR84). Gene Ontology annotation, molecular function: urotensin II receptor activity. Gene Ontology annotation, cellular component: plasma membrane. Lineage: Eukaryota; Metazoa; Chordata; Mammalia; Carnivora; Phocidae. The record is from RefSeq and is a predicted model, not a curated record. Gene Ontology annotation, biological process: neuropeptide signaling pathway.
AAGCCUGACUGUCCACCAGAAAGAAAAGACUGCUCUUCAAGUGAGUUGGACUUCUUUCCACUGGAGUGAGAAUUGAAGACUGGGAGACCCAGCCUCCAUGAUGCAGAACAACUCCGCCACCAACUUCUCCUGCUACCAUGAGUCUGUACUGGGCUAUCGUUAUGUUGCAGUUAGCUGGGGGGUGGUGGUAGCUGUGACAGGCACCGUGGGCAACGGGCUCACCCUGCUGACCUUGGCCAUCCAGCCCAAGCUCCGUACCCGCUUCAACCUGCUCAUCGCCAACCUCACAGUGGCCGAUCUGCUGUACUGCACCCUUCUCCAGCCCUUCUCUGUGGACACCUACCUCCACCUGCAGUGGCGCGCUGGCGCCACCUUCUGCAGAGUCUUUGGGCUCCUCCUCUUUGCAUCCAAUGCUGUCUCCAUCCUCACCCUCUGCCUUAUUGCCCUGGCACGCUACCUCCUUAUUGCCCACCCUAUGCUCUUUCCCCAAGUUUUCAGUGCCAAGGGGAUACUGCUGGCAUUGGUGAGCACCUGGGUGGUGGGUGUGGGCAGCUUUGCCCCUCUCUGGCCUAUCUAUAACUUGGUGCCUGUAGUCUGCACCUGCAGUUUUGACCGCACCCAAGGCCGGCCCUACACCACCAUCCUCAUGGGCAUCUACUUUGUGCUGGGGCUCGGCAGUGUUGGCAUCUUCUAUUGCCUCAUCCACCGCCAGGUGAAGCGAGCAGCACAGGCGCUGGAUCAGUACAAGCAGUCAAGUGUCCAGUCCAACCACGAGGCUGGGACAGAGGCUAUACCUGGUCAUUUCCAGGAGCUGGACAACAAGGUGGCAUCAGAAAGGCCCAGUGAGGGGAUUUCGUCAGAGCCAGUUAGUUCUGCCACCACCCAGACCAUGGAAUGGGACUCAUCAGAAGUGGGGAACCAGCGCAGCAGGGAGGUAGCUAAGCAGAUGGCAGAGCAAAGCCAUCCAGAAGCACCAGCCAAGACCAGGCCAACUACAAGAGCCCAAAGAACUCAGGAACCCCCAUCAGAGUUUGGGAAGGUGACUCGGAUGUGUUUUGCUGUGUUCCUCUGUUUUGCCCUGAGCUACAUCCCCUUCUUGCUGCUCAACAUCCUGGACGCCAACGCCACUGCUCCUCGUGUUGUCCACAUGCUCGCUGCCAAUCUCACCUGGCUCAAUGGUUGCAUCAACCCCGUGCUCUAUGCAGCCAUGAACCGUCAGUUCCGCCAAGCCUAUGGCUCCCUCCUAAAACGAAGGCCCCAGAGUUUCUGUAGGCUCCAUUAGAACUGUGUCCCCAGUCAUCAGAAUCCAAGACUGACUCCUCCAGAACUAAAAUGGCCAGCUGGUAGGGAGUAGGUGAAAGUAAGACCCGUGGGCAUUUUCACAGACAACUUUCCCCCACCCUCAAACCAGGCUUCUCCCUCCCUUGAUCAAUGCUUCAGCUCUAGACUGCCCAAGGUGCAUUAUUAUUAAUAAAUGAAUUCUAUCCUUUUAA